Alternaria alternata is the source of this 3351-nucleotide messenger RNA. RefSeq lists its product as hypothetical. Gene Ontology annotation, biological process: cellular response to heat; trehalose biosynthetic process; fungal-type cell wall organization. Gene Ontology annotation, cellular component: alpha,alpha-trehalose-phosphate synthase complex (UDP-forming); cytosol. Gene Ontology annotation, molecular function: catalytic activity. The transcript is spliced from 4 exons. NCBI's taxonomy places the organism in Eukaryota, Fungi, Ascomycota, Dothideomycetes, Pleosporales, Pleosporaceae. The record is from RefSeq and is a predicted model, not a curated record. Bases 346 to 3231 code for a protein of 961 amino acids.
GCAGUCAGUAAUCGUGCGCUGCUAUCCUUGCUUGCAGCAGAGACAGCGAGGCCCAAGCUGCUCGGUUCCAACGUCACAGCUAUGGCUUAGUGGGGCGUGAACCAUCCCACCACGGCCAGCUUUUCUCCCCCCAUUGCCCUUCUCAAGUUUCUAUCAGCUUCUCGACACACGUCGUGUCUUCGCGCCCUUCUCUUUUUCCCACACCCCUUCGUUUAGGUCCCCUAAAUUCCCCUCGUUCUGUGACGCCCGCAGCGCAAGACCUUUGCGGAGCUCCUUCCUCUGACUAUCUGGCAGUACAGCGACUCCAAGACACCAGCAGCAUAACGGAACCUGCCUAAUCCCAUCAUGGCCCCUCCUGCAGAGGAGAAGCCUCAAAGGCCUCAAUUCGAAUCAAAAGCAAGCACACAUCCCGCACUCAACCCCGAAAUUACCAAUGUGCCCGUCACACCCGGCGUGCAUCUCUCUGGUAAGACCGCUUACUUCGACGAGUCCACUACCGAGAAGACGAACAAUCUGCCCUUCGAUCCCGAGACUGCCACCCCAGGCCCAUCAUGGAGCGCCAACUCCUACUUCUCCAACAAGCAAAGAGAGGACCAGGCUGGCGCACAAACAGAGAAGGCCGCGGGCGCACAAUCUGAUGGAGAGGUCAAAAGCAAAAUGGGCGACACUCCCAACCCAGAUGCGAAGACUGAACUGGCAGAUGUAGAUCCGCGUGCUGCGCAUCCUAAUCUGAACCUCAGCGGUCGUGUUAUCAGUGCGACGUUUGCCAUACCCUAUUCUAUCGGCUACUCACAAGGUAACGACUGGGAACUGACCCCGCGACGCGGAACUUCGGCUCUGUUCGAUUCCUUCUCCUACCUAGCCUCAAGUUCCUCUCCGUGGAACCACACACUUGUGGGCUGGACUGGCGAGAUCUCCAACGCGAAGACGGCCUCUGUCGUAACCGCACAAGCACCUACGAACAAAGCUGCCGCACCCAUUCCCGUCGACCCCAAGAAGCCGACACAAACUCCUCAAGCUCCAAAUAGCUUCCGUAUAGGCCCAGAGGAUCGUGAACGAUUAGACAAACAGCUCGAGCGUGAUCAUGGAGGCAGAAUUGUGCCAGUCUGGCUCGUCGACGAGGUUGAUGAUGGGAAAGAUGAAUACAUCCUGAAAAACCAGAGUCAUUGGCGGACAUACGCGGAAAACGAGCUCUACACUCUGUUCCACUACAAGCAAAACGAGCCGGCUGAUGGGCGCGCUGCACGGAAGUCGUGGGCCGAUUACUACCGCAUGAACAAGCUUUUCGCAGACAGGAUUCUCGAGAUCUACAAGCCGGGCGACAUCGUCAUGGUGCAUGACUUUUACUUGAUGCUCUUGCCGAGCUUACUUCGACAACGCCUACCAAGUGUCUACAUUGGCUUCUAUUUGCACAUCCCCUUCCCUAGUAGCGAGUUCUACCGCUGCUUGAGCCGGCGGAAAGAGAUUCUGGAGGGCGUGUUAGGUGCCAACAUGAUCGGUUUCCAGUCAUACAGCUACUCGCGACACUUCUCGUCCUGUUGUACUAGGAUACUGGGUUUCGAUUCGUCGUCCACAGGAGUCGACGCCUAUGGUGCUCAUGUAGCGGUAGAUGUGUUCCCCAUUGGCAUCAACGCAGUCUCGACGCAACGACAGGCUUUCGGCGACCCAGAGAUCGAUGAGAAACUCAAAGACAUCCGUGAGAUGUAUGCUGGCAAGAAACUCAUUGUCGGUCGUGACAGGCUAGAUGCUGUCCGUGGAGUAGUUCAGAAGCUUCAGGCAUUCCAGCUAUUCCUCGAGAAAUACCCUGAGUGGGUAGGCAAAGUAGUACUCAUUCAGGUUACAAGUCCUAGCGGAGUGCAUACGGACAGAAGCGAUGGCGCACAGGAAAAGGUAGUCAACAAGAUCUCGGACCUUGCGGCCAAGAUUAACGGCACAUACGGUACACUUGACUUCACUCCAGUCCGUCACUUCCCACAAUAUCUUUCCCGAGAAGAGUACUUUGCUCUGCUCCGACUUGCAGACAUUGGCCUUAUCACCAGCGUGCGAGACGGCAUGAACACCACCAGCAUGGAAUACAUCAUUUGCCAAAAGGAUAACCACGGCCCGCUCAUUCUCUCGGAAUUCUCUGGUACAUCAAGUUCCCUCAGCGCCGCAAGUCACAUCAACCCCUGGGACAUGGGCGGAGUUGCCGAUGCGAUCAACGAUGCUCUGAAGCAGAGUGACGAACAUCGCGCCAAUGUUCAUGCUCAACUUUACAAGCACGUCGUACAGAACAAUGUUCAGGCUUGGUCGAACAACUACCUAAAGCGUUUGAUGACGAAUCUUUCAUCCUUUGAUCAAGCGUUCGCUACACCGGCAUUGGAUCGGGCAAAGCUACUCUUUCAAUACCGUGAAGCCAAGAAGCGGCUUUUCAUGUUCGACUAUGAUGGUACCCUGACGCCCAUUGUCAAGGACCCACAAGCAGCUAUCCCAUCUGACCGAGUCAUCCGUACUCUCAAGACUCUGGCAGCAGACCCUGCCAAUGCUGUUUGGAUUAUCAGCGGCAGAGAUCAGGCUUUCCUGGAUGAAUGGAUGGGUCACAUCCCCGAGCUCGGUCUGAGUGCCGAGCAUGGCAGCUUUAUGCGACAUCCACGCAGUCAGGAAUGGCACAAUCUGACCGAAACUACCGAUAUGAGCUGGCAACAGGAAGUCAUUGAUGUGUUCCAACACUAUACAGAGAGAACUCAAGGUUCCUUUAUCGAACGCAAGAAGAUUGCUCUAACGUGGCACUACCGGAGAGCCGACCCCGAAUACGGCGCAUUCCAGGCGCGUGAGUGCCAGAAACACCUCGAGAGGACCGUUGCAAAGAAGCACGACGUCGAGGUUAUGACAGGCAAAGCCAACCUUGAGGUUCGUCCGAAGUUUGUGAACAAGGGCGAGAUUGCAAAGACACUUGUGCAGAACUACGGCGAAGGUAGCGGUAAUGCGCCUGAGUUUGUUCUCUGCAUGGGUGAUGACUUUACAGACGAAGACAUGUUCCGAUCGCUGCGACAGUCCAAACUGCCAACGGAUCACGUAUUCUCGGUCACUGUUGGCGCCAGCUCGAAGCAAACGUUGGCAAGCUGGCAUCUAGUCGAGCCUUCGGAUGUCAUUUCUGUGAUCUCGUUGCUAAACGGAUCAGCCGACGCAGGCAAUGUUGGCGCGAUUGCUGUUGUCGACGGAACGGUUCCUGAGUCUCGGGUGGUUGCAUGAGGUCAUAGGGCGAGGAGGCACUGACAAGCAAUUUCAACUGUAAUGGAGCACGGAGCAUGGGGAGGCUAUAGAUCUACGAAAUGCGGCAUGGCGAUCCCGGGGGUUUUCUAGCACUGGGUC